Penicillium malachiteum is the source of this 486-nucleotide messenger RNA. RefSeq lists its product as uncharacterized. The coding region runs from base 1 to 486 and encodes 161 amino acids. The transcript has 2 exons. Lineage: Eukaryota; Fungi; Ascomycota; Eurotiomycetes; Eurotiales; Aspergillaceae. The record is from RefSeq and is a predicted model, not a curated record.
AUGUGUGGAAACAGUAACCGUCCAGCGGUUGGAGGCACUAUUGCCGUCCUUUUCCCUCCAAUGAACAGCCGGUCUUCGAGUCCCGAGUCAUCGCUCUCUUCGUCUCCAGACUCGAUAAUGUCUUCCACGUCGAUGUCUUCAUAUUCACUCUUCUUUCGAGAAUCGGAGGCAGACAGCCGCACGAAAGCCAUUUUCCGAAUCGAUGAUGCAGAGACCUACAAUGCCUUGCGUGCAUUUCGACAAGUAGAUAUGCGCAUUGAGAAAUAUGGUGACUUGUCUAUAGGACAGCCAGCUGCUCCUCCCUUGCACCAAUUCCGUCUAGACUUAGCGAAACAAACUCCUCGAAGUUUCCAAACAGACGUGAUCAUCGAGCUACCAGAGAGGCUGGACCUCGGGGUCUCGGAGAAGGGAGUUGUUGGGCGACAGAUUACAAUGACCGAGACGGAUGGAUCUGUCCUGGGAGUCGGAAUCGUGGGAUACAACUGA